UUAAAAUUGGACUUUAUUAAAAUGGGCCUAAAAUCAAAGAACUACCUACUAACUAAAAUCCAACUUUUGAGCAAAGCCCAAUUUAAUACAAUUAUUACCUUAAUGCCCUCGGGUUAAAACUUCUCCAAAACCCGGCGGCAACUCUCUGAUUCAGCAAACUGAGAAUUAAUUCAAUUGCGCUGCAAAUUCAAUUCCGCAGCGACUGGGAAAAAAAUAAACCCUAGAAUCAAGCAUGAUGCUGAGCUUGUUUUCUCGUAAUCUAUGGCGUGAAAUCAGUGCCUGCAAAUCCUCGAUUCCAAGAGCCUCUCCGGUUUGCGGCGGCGGCGGCGGCGGCGGUGGUUAUGGCAGAAGACAUUACGUCCACGUGCCGAGGGUUAUUGAGCAUUCAUCCAGAGGGGAGAGAUCCUACGAUAUAUUCUCGCGCCUUCUGAAGGAGCGAAUUAUCUGCAUCAACGGUCCGAUCUCCGACGACACGUCUCACGUCGUUGUCGCCCAGCUUCUUUUCCUCGAGUCGGAAAAUCCAUCCAAGCCCAUUCACAUGUAUCUCAAUUCCCCCGGAGGCGCCGUCUCCGCCGGCCUUGCUAUCUACGAUACGAUGCAGUACAUUCGAUCUCCAGUCAACACUAUAUGUCUCGGUCGAGCCGCAUCGAUGGCUUCUCUCCUAUUGGCUGCCGGUGCAAAGGGUGAGAGGCGGUCCCUACCAAAUGCCACGAUCAUGAUUCAUCAGCCUUCGGGUGGGCACAGAGGGCAGGCAAAGGAUAUGAGCAUUUAUGCCAAAAAGAUUCUUCGUAUUUCGGACUCGCUUAACGCACUUUAUUGCAAGCACACCGGACAAUCUAUUGAAUUAAUUGAGAAGAAUAUGGACCGCAAUUAUUACAUGACGCCUCGAGAGGCAAAGGAGUUUGGUAUUAUAGACGAAAUCAUGGAUGAGAGACCGUUGACCCUUGUAACUGACGCUAUAGCAGACGAGGCCGAAGAUAAAGGUUCGAGUUAGAUAUUCUGCGUACGAUGAUUCGAUUCUUUUUUCUUUUUCUUUUUUUUUUCUUUUUUAUUUUUUUGAAUUUUUGGUAUAUAUUCUAUAAUUACAAAUGUUUAUCCUUUUCAAACUUGCCCUCGUUUUCGUAAUAUAAGGUUACGGUGAUGUUAGCUUAUAUGGCAACGUCCGCUUGAUGAAGCUUCUUUCGUUUCUGCAUUAGCGUUAUAGUUUCCGAUGAGGUGCUUACGUCUAAUUAUAACGAUUAAGAAAAGAAACUGUUUUUUUUAAU
Messenger RNA from Erythranthe guttata (spotted monkey flower), 1265 nucleotides. Its product is annotated as ATP-dependent Clp protease proteolytic subunit 2, mitochondrial. Gene Ontology annotation, cellular component: endopeptidase Clp complex. Gene Ontology annotation, biological process: protein quality control for misfolded or incompletely synthesized proteins. NCBI's taxonomy places the organism in Eukaryota, Viridiplantae, Streptophyta, Magnoliopsida, Lamiales, Phrymaceae. The record is from RefSeq and is a predicted model, not a curated record. Gene Ontology annotation, molecular function: serine-type endopeptidase activity; ATPase binding; ATP-dependent peptidase activity.